CACGUUCCUUGUGAUUUUGACCGUUGCACAUUUGUUCGGCGCCCAAAGGAGGAGGAUAGCCAACGUGGGUCAAAACGCGCAGGCCUCGUCUCUGCAGGACGUCAUCACCAAUAACGUGUGUGUUGCUCCCUACAAGAACGUUGGCUUCCAGUCGUGCGGUUAGCCACAAAGAUCAGACAGUUUGAUCAAGCGACAAUAUGCCAUCCAUCGAAACCACAACUCAGCGUCUCCGCAUCGAUGAUGGGACGAAUCUCAGCAUUCACAAACCUAUACUUAACGUAACAUCUCUUUGGACACCCAAAACACCUCUCGUAGCAAAAGUCUCUAUCUUUAUCGUCAACCCAUCGUCCAAAUCUUACUCGAUCUCAACGCCGUGGACAACAAGUGACGUAUGGUCCGUUUAUGAUAACGAUGGUCAAGACUGUCCGUUCAGAGACAAGGUUAGCAGCCAGCAAUGGGUGACAAUCCCACCGGGGGAGAGUGUGGUAGAGGCUAGCGCAGACUUGGAUGAAUUAUAUCGGAUCCUCAAUCCGGAGGACAUAACAUUGCCGGAAAUAUUCUAUAUAAAAGCAAAGUUUACCGCAGAGGUUAGAAAUGAGGACGGAGAUCAGGUUGGGGAGGUCGAGUUGGAGACAGAUGAUGCGAUGGUGAGAGUUGAAGGUGCAUAAGUAGGUCGGGUUUAGCAUUCGGCCAAUCAUGUGCAGUCUACGUUUUUGCAUCUCAAAUUGCUUGCGCUAUUUGCGACUUUCUUCAUUGUGCGUAUAUUGUUUGUCUACGAACAUGAUCGGUUUCCACA
Molecule: messenger RNA, 796 nt
Organism: Spizellomyces punctatus DAOM BR117
Lineage: Eukaryota; Fungi; Chytridiomycota; Chytridiomycetes; Spizellomycetales; Spizellomycetaceae
Exons: 1
Coding region: 198-668 (156 amino acids)
Source: RefSeq, a predicted model, not a curated record